This is a messenger RNA of Odobenus rosmarus divergens (Pacific walrus), 1111 nucleotides long. It is a transcript of the gene MSRB3, whose product is annotated as methionine sulfoxide reductase B3. Gene Ontology annotation, biological process: response to oxidative stress; protein repair. The record is from RefSeq and is a predicted model, not a curated record. NCBI's taxonomy places the organism in Eukaryota, Metazoa, Chordata, Mammalia, Carnivora, Odobenidae. Gene Ontology annotation, cellular component: cytoplasm. The transcript has 7 exons. Gene Ontology annotation, molecular function: peptide-methionine (R)-S-oxide reductase activity. The coding region runs from base 265 to 819 and encodes 184 amino acids.
UUUCCCGUCAUGCCUCCCGCCGCCCCGUCCGUCGCCCGGAGCCUGGGAGGGAGGGAGGGGAGGGAGGGAGGCUCGGACGGCGGCGGCGGCGGCGGCGGCGGCGGCGGCUCCCUGGCCCUUCCAUGAGCCCGCGGCGGACCCUCCCGCGCCCCCUCUCGCUCUGCCUCUGCCUCUGGCUGGCCACGGCCGUGGCGCGGGGAGCCGCGCAGUCAGCUCUUGCCCCUGUUCUUUGCCUCUCGUUCUGUUGGUGAAGAUAUCACAGUGAUGUCUGCAUUCAACCUGCUGCAUUUGGUGACAAAGAGCCAGCCAGUAGCCCUGCGAGCCUGUGGGCUUCCCUCAGGGUCAUGUAGGGAUAAAAAGAACUGUAAGGUGGUCUUUUCCCAGCAGGAACUAAGGAAGCGGCUAACACCCCUGCAGUACCAUGUCACUCAGGAGAAAGGGACGGAAAGUGCCUUUGAAGGAGAAUAUACACAUCACAAAGACCCUGGAAUAUAUAAAUGUGUUGUUUGUGGAACUCCGUUGUUCAAGUCAGAAAGCAAAUUUGACUCCGGUUCAGGUUGGCCUUCAUUCCACGAUGUGAUCAGUUCUGAUGCAAUCACAUUCACGGACGACUUUUCUUACGGGAUGCACAGGGUGGAAACGAGCUGCUCUCAGUGCGGCGCCCACCUUGGGCACAUUUUCGAUGACGGCCCUCGUCCCACCGGCAAAAGAUACUGCAUAAACUCGGCUUCCUUGUCCUUCAUGCCGGCAGACGGCAGUGGUGCCCAGGGGGGCAGUGGGGUGGGCAGCCCGGCCCCCGAGGACAAAGCGGAGCUGUAGGGUCGUGGAGAGCGGGGGAAGCAAGUGUACUUAACGCGCAGCUUGUUAAAAAAAAAUACUCAGAAUUGUCUAUCUUAGAUAUAUUUUUUCAAAAAAUAUAAGGGCAGUUUUGUGCUAUCGAUAUUUUUCUUCUUUUGCUUAGACAGAGGCCCUGGCCAUCAAUGUAUUUUGCUAUCGACUAGAUCCGGAACCACUUAUACCUUCAGCUAGUGGAGAUGGUUUGGUGAAACUCUUUCCCAGGCCACUUGAGUACCAUUUGGCAUUAUUUUCUUUGAGCACAUGGCUUCUUUUG